GACAGUAGACUUGCAGCAAUAGUACCUAUAUAAAGAAGCUUAGUUCAGACAGCUCAGCUGACAGCUGUCAGACUGGCAGCAAGAAAAUAGAAAAAGCUAAAAAGACAAAAAAAAAACCUGAAAAUUGUGCAUAGAUGUAUUAUUCUAUCUUCAAAGGAGGAAUAUUUAUUUAUUUGUGUCUUCAAAUCGGUGUUCUCGAGGAAGCCACAUUACAUACAAAAGUACACUUCAUUGUUUAUAUUUCUUUAUUAAACUUAGAUUACAGUAAUUGAGAAAUACAAUGCAUUCUUCAAGUUUAACAACAAGUAACUCGCAGUGUGAUUCUUCAAGCUCAUAUGAUGGCACGUAAGCAAAUUCAGAUUUCGUCGAAUAAUGACUACACAGAUUUACAAAACCAAGUAGUGGCCAACUUGGAGAAGCCAAACACUGCUAAUGUGAAUAUCCCAGAAAGAAUCAUAAUUUGUUUAGACAUUUGUUGUGAUAACAAUUCACUGUUUCAUUUGGCUGACGGGACGACAUUCACGCCUAUAAACAUGAUGAAACGCGUACUGGACUUUUUUGUACAUACCAAACUUGCAAUUAACAAAAAAACACAAUUUGCUAUAAUGUUUUUAGAACAAGAUGCCAUUUGGAAGUUAGAUUUUACUUCAAAUGUAAAGAACAUUUUCACUGUGAUUGAUUUUGUUACUGCUGAAGAAAAUACUGCAGAUUCUUUUGAUUUCAAUGGAGUGUUUCAACUUUUAAAAGAGAAAGCUGAAGUUCCUGAAUAUAAGCAAGGGGAGUCUGUAUUGGUACCACCAUAUGUAGUGCGCUUGCUUUUACUUUAUGGCAGAUCCAACUGUAUGCCUUAUAUUCCUCAAGACAACCCUUACUUCCAGUUUUUGAAGAAGCAACCAUAUUUUAAUAUUGACAUACUAUAUGCCCAUGAAAGUGACUGUGCUUCUCAUAAAUGUGCAGAAAUAUUUGAUUCUCUGCAGUAUCUAGACAAUGGAUAUUCUUAUGUUUAUGAAGUUUUAAGAAAUGCUGCAAAAAUCCAUGACUGUGCUGCAAAGUUGUUAGCUCAUCCUCUACAGAGGGUGCUUCAGAAGAACACAGACUAUAGUUUUGCCAAAACUCCUUCAAUAUCAUAAUCAAAAAUAAAAAGUCAAGUAAAUUUUGUUGUAUUUAUUCAGCUCUUUAAAAGGUUUAACAGGACUGGUACAAAAAGGAAAAGAAACUAAGGCUAUUAUUACAUACAUGGUAGUUUCAAAUACCUAGUCGUUUAAAUAUGUACUUUCCAAUUCUGGAUGAUCACUCAAAGUAUUCAUGACUUUCUCAUGUAUGUACAUUUUGGAAAAGCAUAAAAUAUGUUAAGAUUGGUAGUAACUACCUCAUUAGAUAAGUUUAUCCUAUACAUGUGGCUGUAUUAAAAUAUUUUAAUAUCAUAAUGUAACUCCAGCCACAACAAUCCAUGCUAUUCUUAAGUUCAAUCAAAAGGUAUUCUAAAUUCCGGCACAGCCAACUUUUUAAUUCUGUUCUUACCAAUAAUGUUUUAAUUAAAAUUUAUAAUACUUUAUGUCACCUAACAAUAUGUCUAAGGUUAUGAUAUUAUGUAGGAGUCUAAUCAAAACAUUUGUCCAAAGUAAAUUGCUGACAUGGAUACCACAUUGAGCAGUGCACUGCACACUGGGAACUCAUCAGAAGCACAUGCUUAAUUAGUUCUUUCACGAUUUAUAUAUUCCCUAUUAGACCAAUAUCCACCAGUUUGUGAAAUGUUUUAACAUUAUAUUCGCUUACUGUACACCUUACAUUAUAUUGCAGUGAUGAAUGCUGAUAUAUAUGCUUCUGAUGAUUUUAAUACUUAUUUAACAAAAGUUGAUUGAAUUCACAACACAAGCUACUGCAACAAAAUUUAUACAUUUAGUUUAAGACUUCCUUAAACACAUUUGGACAUAAUACAUUUAAUAAUUCACA
Molecule: messenger RNA, 1953 nt
Organism: Plodia interpunctella (Indianmeal moth)
Lineage: Eukaryota; Metazoa; Arthropoda; Insecta; Lepidoptera; Pyralidae
Product: BRISC and BRCA1-A complex member 1-like
Exons: 2
Coding region: 336-1130 (264 amino acids)
Biological process (GO): double-strand break repair; mitotic G2 DNA damage checkpoint signaling; positive regulation of DNA repair
Cellular component (GO): BRCA1-A complex; BRISC complex; nuclear body
Source: RefSeq, a predicted model, not a curated record